Molecule: messenger RNA, 10758 nt
Organism: Marchantia polymorpha subsp. ruderalis
Lineage: Eukaryota; Viridiplantae; Streptophyta; Marchantiopsida; Marchantiales; Marchantiaceae
Source: the annotation of a GenBank genome assembly
CUACACCGUCCAGUAACUCCAGUCUCAGCGUGAAAGGCAAUGGGCUCAGAUCAGUAAGCUGUGCGCGAGUAUAUAAAGGACCCGCCACUUGUUCCAAAGCAUAUCACUAAGGUUUCCAUCCGGGACUGAUCGAGCUAAGCUAGAGGUUCUUGAGUGCGUGCAAAGGAGCUUCGAACGUUGGUGUCGGUGUCACAAGCACCAAGCAGAGCGCUGAGGGCUGAGUGGACCUGACGAGAUUUACUCGCUCCUCUCCAGAUCUUCGCAUCCACAAUCGACAAUGGGAGUCCAGGUUGAGAUCAAGACUGACGGCGUCCCACCUCAGGAUGUCAAGUCGAAGAUCAUCCACCGCCAGUCCGGAAGAUUGUUGUGCAUGAACCGUGGACCCAAGGGCACCAUGAUUGUGAAGGACAAGAGCGAAACGACAGGCGCGGAUGAAGAAUUCUGGUCGAUCGUUCCCUUGGAGACGAGUUCAGAUGGAGUGCCGACUAAGGCCCGAUUCGAGUGCCAGCUGAAGCAAGAUGGCAACGUGGAAUAUCAGCUUGUUCCAUCCAAGAAGUACCCCGGAUGUUUCAGAUUCUACUACGGUGGCAAAUUGUUCAUCGGUCACGAAGGCGACUCGACAGCAGUGAGCACCACCUUCGGGGACAUCAGCGCGGCAGAGCUCGAUCAGGACAUCUGGUUCUUCGAGUACACACCUGCUUCCAAAGUCGUCAUCACCAUCGAUGUGUCCAUCAACGAGAUCGUGGUCAAGCUGGGAGUUCUGCUCGAGGGCUUCCUGAACAGCAGUGGGAAAAAGGCUCUGCAAAACCUCGCCCAUGCUCUGGACCUGGCAGUCGAUGAGUUCGCUGCCAUUGCUAAAGCGAGCGGUCGAGUCACUGUUGCCAAGCUCGCUGUUCUACAGACAGUGAGCGAUGCGGUGUACGAGGCGAUCGGCAGGGACUGCACCGCCAAGGAGCUGGGAGAGAUUCUCGGCAAAUUCCUCCGCAACAUGGCUGAGAUUAUCACUGAGGUUGCCAGAACCUUGGGUGCAGUCGUCGGUCUGCUCGUGAUCAAGAUGGCCGAUUUCGUCGAGAAGUUCCUCGGUGGAAUUGCGACGGCAGUAGCGAGUGGCGUUUUGGGAUUCGUGCAAUUCCUCAGUGACCUCAAUGGGAUCAUCUUCGGAAUCAGCGGCUACUUGACGGGCACAAUGUCCGCUGCUCUCCUCAAGUUUGGCAUCGACAUCGCUGUACUCGCAGAGGCCUUUACCCGUCUCGUGGCAGCCUUCGGUUCCAUCAAAUUGGACGACAACAUGACCUUGGGAAGCCUGACUCCCGAAACAGCAAUCGCGUCUCUAUCCGGAGCCGUGAGAUACGUCUUUACUUGCUUCGGAGGUUUUCUGCAGGAGGUCACUUACAAUGUUGAGCAUCCCCCCGCACCCACCGCACCCACCGCACCCACGAAGCCUGAAACUGAGGGACCUCUCUUCUCCCUCACUGGUCCGAUCGCAGAGAUCAUGGGCAAGGUGGGAGAACUCAUUUCAGCUGUUCUGAAAAAGGCCGAGGCCAAGGCGAUUCGCACCAUUGCCUUCGCUCUGGAAGCUGCGGUUGACGCUCUGAUCGUCAGCCUGAAGGGGAUCAAAGGAGUAUCCAUAACUAUCGCCGAUGGUCUCACAGCUCUCAGUGAUCUCGUGUACAAGGCUGCCACCAGCGUCCACCUCGAUGGCUUGGGCACAGCCAUAUGCAACCUGCUGAAGAAGGUGGCUGACAUCGUGGGUGAUGUUCUCGGUGACGCCCUCAAUGGAAUCGGUGCAGCUCUGAAGAAUCUGGUCUACCAAAUUGCAAUAGUCGUGGAGUACCUCCUAAAUGGAGUUAUGACGAUCAUUUUGGGACUUGCAGUCGGUGGUUCGAUAUCUCUCGGUUCAAUUCUGGCUCCCAUCGGUGUUCUUGUGGGCACCAUCACCACAACGAUUUCCGGCUCACUCUCUGUCCUAUUUAAGGGCUUGGGAAUUGAUGUGCAACCGCUCCUGCAGAUAUUCGGUCGCCUCAGCGCAGCAAUCUCCGCUCAAGACCUGACGCUUUUGGGCACCAUUUUCGCUGAUCUGUUUGGCUGUCUGGGCAAGGUCUUCACUGAUGCCAUCGGCGGCGUUACUACACUUCCAGUGUCUUCUGGGCACGGAAGUGUCAGUGACGGAUUUGUCGAAAUCAAGAUCGACCUCAUUGCUCUGCCCUUGGGAGAAGUUUUCAAGAAUGUUGGUCAGCUCAUCUUGAACGUCUUGGGCAAAGCUGGAGAGAAGGUGAUUCGAACUGCUGCUUUUGCUCUGGACGCUGCAAUCGAUGCUCUGAUUAUCGUUCUGAAGGGACUUGCCUUCAUCCCUGUUGCUACUCUGACGCUUCUCCAAGAACUGAGCGACAAAAUGUACACAGCCGCAACCAGUUUGAAAUUCGAGGGUCUGGGUGGUGCUUUGUCCGCUCUCUUGAGCAAGUUCGGAUUUAUUCUGGAAGGUAUCCUUGGUGAUGUGGUUGUCGGCCUCGGACUUGCCGUCAAAACCCUUCUGGUUCAGUUGGGAACUCUCGUCGAGCAGCUCUUGGGUGGCAUUCUCUCCAUCGUACUGGGUGUUGUCAACAUUGGAUCCGCAAAUCUAAAGCCAGUUCUAGCUCCCAUCGGCGAAAUGGUGAACCAGCUCAUCAUCACCAUCACCGGCACUCUUGGAAGAGUACUCCAAGGACUUGGCUUGGUUUUGAAGCCACUUACGGAUGCAUUGGGUCGUCUCAGCAAUGCUCUUGUUUCACUGGACAUCAAUUCGUUCGGUUCCAUUUUUGUUGAGAUAUUUUCCAGUAUCUCUGUCAUCUUCAUCGGUGUCUUCCAGAAGGUUGGAGCAACUCCUAUCAAGUACCCUGUGAUCGAUAACAGCGUUCAUGGCUCAGUAUCGGGAGAUACAGGAAAGUCUGAAGUAACAGUCAAUGUCGAUUUUAAUUUCGAGCUGGUGGCAGAACCUUUUGGCCUUAUAAUCACCAAGGUUGGAGAACUGCUCCUCCAGGUUCUGAACAAGGGAGGAGAGAAGCUUAUCCGAGACGCAGCAUUCGCCGUGGAUGUUGCCGUGGAUGCUCUUAUCACACUCUUGAAAAAAUUCGGAGUCGUCACUAUCGAUAUCCUUACUCUGUUUGACGGGCUGAGCAACGCUCUUUACAAUGCUGCCACGAGUGUCAACAGUGAGGGCCUUGGGAUCGCGUUGGAAAAACUUCUCAGGACAGCGGGUGAUGUUCUGGAAAUACUUCUGGCCGGUGCUACAGGAGCAAUCUUUGGUUUGGGCUUAGCUCUCAAGAAUGUCAUGUAUGGAUUGGGCUCUCUGGUGGGACAACUGUUGCAAGGUGUUCUAUCCAUCAUCGGUGGGUUGGCUGGAGGUCUUUAUGAUCUUGGUGCCGAUAAGCUUGGUCAACUUCUCACACCCCUUGGAGUCCUGGUGAGUGGGAUUAUUCAGCUCGUUUCUGGUACCUUCUCCGGAUUUGAACAAGCAUUGGGAAUCACCCUGAAGCCCUUCACCGACGCAUUGGGCAGGCUUGCAGCAGCCAUAACGUCGUUGGACGUUAAGGCCGUGAUUAGCCUAUUCUCUGAAAUAUUUGGAAGCUUUUCUUUGACCAUCACCGGUAUCUUCACAGUUUUAGGAAGAAUCAUUAUCACAACUCUACCUGGAAAGGUCGACGAACAGAAGCCUCCAGGAAUCACAACUCUGCCUGGAAAGGUCGACGAACAGAAGCCUCCAGGAAUCACAACUCUGCCUGGAAAGGUCGACGAACAGAAGCCUCCAGGAAUCACAACUCUGCCUGGAAAGGUCGACGAACAUAAGCCUCCAGGAAUCACAACUCUGCCUGGAAAGGUUGAUACCACAACAGGACAGAUCACUGUCACUCCACCCAAAGGGGACUUCACCUUCGAGAUUGUGGCAGAACCGUUCGGACUCAUCUUGAGCAAGCUCGGAGAGCUACUGCUCAAUGUACUCAACAAAACUGGGGACAAGGUGAUUCGAGCCGCAGCCUUCGCUCUGGAUGCAGCUUGCGAAGCUUUCAUUACUCUGCUUGCAGGGUUCGACAUCAUCGCUUCCGCCACCCUUACUGUCUUCGGGAACUUGAGUGAUGCUGUGUACAAGGCAGCCACAUCUGUGAACUUCGAUGGCUUGGGCAAGGCUUUAUGUAACCUUCUCAACAUGCUUGGCGACAUGUUCGAAGGGUUCUUCGGGGCAGUCGGUGUUGUGGUUGUCGGCUUGGGUCGGGCUCUCAAGGAUCUGCUGUACCAGCUGGGAUCUCUUGUGAACCAGUUCCUGGAUGGAGUCCUGUCCUUCAUCGUGGGAGUGGCUGGUGGGCUUCUAGGAGUUGGUUCUGCUCUCCUGGGCCCAAUUCUGGCACCGAUCGGCGUUUUGGUGAACGCCAUCAUCAGCACUGUGACUGGAACUCUGGGUGGACUUCUGAAACAGUUCGGUUUGAACCUGAAGCCAUUCACGGAUGCUCUGGGUCGUCUUGCAGCGGCCAUCACCACUCUGGAUAUCAAGGCCUUGGGAGGUAUCUUCGUGGAUGUUUUCGGCAGCUUCUCCAUCGUCAUCAUCGGUGUGUUCAAAGGUGCCGUGAAGGUUGGUAUCCCUCUACCAGGAAAGCUCCCCGGUGGUUCGACCGGAGGACAGAUCUCUGUGUCUCCACCCAAAGGGGACUUCACCUUCGAGAUUGUGGCAGAACCGUUCGGACUCAUCCUGAGCAAGCUCGGAGAGCUACUGCUCAAUGUAUUGAACAAAACUGGGGACAAGGUGAUUCGAGCCGCAGCUUUCGCUCUGGAUGCAGCUUGCGAAGCGUUCGUUACUCUGCUGGCAGGCUUUGAUAUCAUCGCUUCCGCCACUUUGACAGCAUUCGGUAACUUGAGUGAUGCUGUGUACAAGGCAGCCACAUCGGUGAAGUUCGAUGGCUUGGGCAAGGCUUUAUGUAACCUUCUCAACAUGCUUGGAGACAUGUUCGAAGGAUUCUUCGGGGCAGUCGGUGUUGUGGUUGUCGGCUUGGGUCGGGCUCUCAAGGAUCUGCUGUACCAGCUGGGGUCUCUUGUGAACCAGUUCCUGGAUGGAGUCCUGUCCUUCAUCUUGGGAGUGGCUGGUGGUCUUCUAGGAAUUGGUUCUCUUGGUGCUCUCUUGGGCCCAAUUCUGGCACCGAUCGGCGUUUUGGUGAACGCCAUCAUCAGCACUGUGACUGGAACUCUGGGUGGACUUCUGAAACAGUUCGGUUUGAAUCUGAAGCCAUUCACGGAUGCUCUUGGUCGACUUGCAGCAGCCAUCACCACUCUGGACAUCAAGGCGUUGGGAGGUAUCUUCGUGGAUGUUUUCGGCAGCUUCUCCAUCGUCAUCAUCGGUGUGUUCAAGGGUGCCGUGAAGGUCGGUAUCCCUCUACCAGGAAAGCUCCCCGGUGGUUCGACCGGAGGACAGAUCUCUGUGUCUCCACCCAAAGGGGACUUCACAUUCGAGAUUGUGGCAGAACCGUUCGGACUCAUCUUGAGCAAGCUCGGAGAGCUACUGCUCAAUGUAUUGAACAAAACUGGGGAGAAGUUGAUUCGAGCCGCAGCUUUCGCUCUGGAUGCGGCUUGCGAAGCGUUCAUUACUCUGCUGGCAGGCUUCGACGUCAUCGCUUCUGCCACCCUUACCGUCUUCGGGAACUUGAGUGAUGCUGUGUACAAGGCAGCCACAUCGGUGAAGUUCGAUGGCUUGGGCAAGGCUUUAUGUAACCUUCUCAACAUGCUAGGAGACAUGUUCGAAGGGUUCUUCGGAGCAGUUGGUGUUGUGGUUGUCGGCUUGGGUCGGGCUCUCAAGGAUCUGCUGUACCAGCUGGGAUCUCUUGUGAACCAGUUCCUGGAUGGAGUCCUGUCCUUCAUCUUGGGAGUGGCUGGUGGGCUUCUAGGAGUUGGUUCUGCUCUCCUGGGCCCAAUUCUGGCACCGAUCGGCGUUUUGGUGAACGCCAUCAUCAGCACUGUGACUGGAACUCUGGGUGGCCUUCUGAAACAAUUCGGUUUGAAUCUGAAGCCUUUCACGGAUGCUCUUGGUCGACUUGCAGCAGCCAUCACCACUCUGGACAUCAAGGCGUUGGGAAGUAUCUUCGUGGAUGUUUUCGGCAGCUUCUCCAUCGUCAUCAUCGGUGUGUUCAAGGGUGCCGUGAAGGUCGGUAUCCCUCUACCAGGAAAGCUCCCCGGUGGUUCGACCGGAGGACAGAUCUCUGUGUCUCCACCCAAAGGGGACUUCACAUUCGAGAUUGUGGCAGAACCGUUCGGACUCAUCCUGAGCAAGCUCGGAGAGCUACUGCUCAAUGUAUUGAACAAAACUGGGGACAAGGUGAUUCGAGCCGCAGCCUUCGCUCUGGAUGCAGCUUGCGAAGCGUUCAUUACUCUGCUUGCAGGGUUCGACAUCAGCGCUUCCGCCACCCUUACCGUCUUCGGGAACUUGAGUGAUGCUGUGUACAAGGCAGCCACAUCUGUGAACUUCGAUGGCUUGGGCAAGGCUCUAUGUAACCUUCUCAACAUGCUAGGAGACAUGUUCGAAGGGUUCUUCGGAGCAGUCGGUGUUGUGGUUGUCGGCUUGGGUCGGGCGCUCAAGGAUCUGCUGUACCAGCUGGGAUCUCUUGUGAACCAGUUCCUGGAUGGAGUGUUGUCCAUCAUCGUGGGAGUGGCUGGUGGUCUUCUAGGAGUUGGUUCUGCUCUCCUGGGCCCAAUUCUCGCACAGAUCGGCGUUUUGGUGAAUGCCAUCAUCAGCACUGUGACGGGAACUCUGGGUGGACUUCUCAAACCAUUCGGCUUGAAUCUGAAGCCAUUCACGGAUGCUCUUGGGCGUCUAGCAGCGGCCAUCACCACGCUCGAUAUUAAGGCCUUGGGAGGUAUCUUCGUGGAUAUUUUCGGCAGCUUCUCCAUCGUCAUCAUCGGUGUGUUCAAGGGUGCCGUGAAUGUUGGUAUCCCUCUACCAGGAAAGCUCCCCGGUGGGUCGAUCGAGGUGACCCCUGGCAAGGGAGAGGGAGCGAUCUCUGUGUCUCCACCCAAAGGGGGCUUCAGCUUUGAGAUUGUGGCAGAACCGUUCGGACUCAUCUUGAGCAAGCUCGGAGAGCUACUGCUCAAUGUACUCAACAAAACUGGGGACAAGGUGAUUAGAGCCGCAGCUUUCGCUCUGGAUGCCGCUUGCGAAGCAUUCAUAACUCUGCUGGCAGGCUUUGAUAUCAUCGCUUCCGCCACCUUGACAGCCUUCGGUAACUUGAGUGAUGCUGUCUACAAAGCAGCCACAUCGGUGAAGUUCGAUGGCUUGGGCAAGGCUUUAUGUAACCUUCUCAACAUGCUAGGAGACAUGUUCGAAGGUUUCUUCGGAGCAGUCGGUGUUGUGGUUGUCGGCUUGGGUCGGGCUCUCAAGGAUCUGCUGUACCAGCUGGGAUCUCUUGUGAACCAGUUCCUGGAUGGAGUCCUGUCCUUCAUCUUGGGAGUGGCUGGUGGGCUUCUAGGAGUUGGUUCUGCUCUCCUGGGCCCAAUUCUGGCACCGAUCGGCGUUUUGGUGAACGCCAUCAUCAGCACUGUGACUGGAACUCUGGGUGGACUUCUGAAACAGUUCGGUUUGAAUCUGAAGCCAUUCACGGAUGCUCUUGGUCGUCUUGCAGCGGCCAUCACCACGCUGGACAUCAAGGCGUUGGGAGGUAUCUUCGUGGAUGUUUUCGGCAGCUUCUCCAUCAUCAUCAUCGGUGUGUUCAAGGGUGCCGUGAAUGUUGGUAUCCCUCUACCAGGAAAGCUCCCCGGUGGGUCGAUCGAGGUGACCCCUGGUAAGGGAGAGGGAGCGAUCUCUGUGUCUCCACCCAAAGGGGGCUUCAGCUUUGAGAUUGUGGCCGAACCAUUCGGACUCAUCUUGAGCAAGCUGGGAGAGCUACUGCUGAAUGUAUUGAACAAAGCUGGGGACAAGGUAAUUCGUGCCGCAGCAUUCGCGCUGGAUGCAGCUUGCGAUGCAUUGAUUACUCUGUUUGCAGGGUUCGACAUCAUCGCUUCCGCCACCUUGACGGCCUUCGGGCACUUGAGUGAUGCUGUGUUCAAUGCAGCCAUCUCAGUGAACUUCGAUGGUCUGGGCAAGGCUUUAUGUAACUUCCUGAACAUGCUUGGAGACGUGUUCGGAGUGAUAUUCGGAGGAGUUGGUGUCGUUGUCGUAGGCUUGGGACUGGCUUUGAAGAAUCUGCUUUACCAGCUGGGAUCUCUUGUGAACCAGCUCCUGGAUGGAGUUCUGUCCAUUAUCUUGGGAGUGGCUGGUGGGCUUCUAGGAGUUGGUUCUGCUCUCUUGGGCCCAAUUCUGGCACCGAUCGGCGUUUUGGUGAAUGCCAUCAUCAGCACUGUGACGGGAACUCUGCGUGGACUUCUCAAACCAUUCGGUUUGAAUCUGAAGCCAUUCACCGAUGCUCUGGGUCGUCUUGCAGCGGCCAUCACCACGCUGGAUAUCAAGGCGUUGGGAGGUAUCUUCGUCGAUAUUUUCGGCAGCUUCUCCAUCAUCAUCAUCGGUGUCUUCAAGGGUGCUACGAACGUCGGUAUCAACCUUCCAGGGAAACUUCCCGGCGGGUCGAUCGAGGUGACCCCUGGUAAGGGAGAGGGAGCGAUCUCUGUCUCUCCACCCAAAGGCGACUUCCACUUUGGGCUCGUGGCGGAACCGUUCGGACUCAUCUUAAGCAAGCUCGGAGAGCUGCUUGUGAGUGUAUUGGCUAAAGCUGGUGAGAAAGUAAUUCGAGCUGCAGCAUUCGCUCUCGAUGCUGCUGUCGAUGGUUUGAUCACUGUGCUGGCAGGAUUUGGAAUUGUUGUCGAAGCGACAUUGAAAGCGUUCGGGGAUCUGAGCGAUGCCGUUUUCAAAGCAGCCACGUCAGUAAGCUUUGAAGGCUUGGGCAAAGCUCUGGAUGACCUUAUCGAUUUGGUGGGUGAUGUGCUUGAGAUCGUGUUGAGGGGAGCUGAAAAAGUACUUGUGGGUCUAGGCUUUGCCAUCAAGAAUCUCUUCUAUCAGAUCGGAAACUUGGUGCAUGACCUUUUGGAUGGAAUCCUUUCGGUCAUCUUGAGCGCUGCCAAUGGUCUGCUGGGAUUGACCUCUGUGCUGCUCCGUCCAAUUCUCGCCCCGAUCGGCUUCCUUGUGGAUGCAAUCAUCAGCAGUGUCACCGGCACUCUUGCUGUUAUUCUGAAACCUUUAGGCCUGAAGCUAGAAUCCUUGGGAGAUGCCCUGGGACGCUUGGGCAAGUGCAUCAGCACCUUGGACAUCAAGUCCUUGGGACCAUGCCUGGGUGAAGUUUUCGGAUCAGUUUCAGUUGUGAUCAUCGGCAUCUUCCAGGGCAUUGAGGUUUUGAUCUUUGGCAAGCCUGCGCCCCUGCCAAUUGCGCCGGCGCCAAAGCCCACUGCUCCUGUCACAAUCAAAGUGGACAUCAGUUUCACGGCCAUGCCCAUCCAGCUCGUUCUCAACGGUGUGGGCAAACUCGUGGCCAGCAUUUUCGACAAAGCCGGCGAGAGGAAGAUCCGCGACGCCGCCAUGGCCCUGGACACGGCGGUCGACGCUCUGAUCACUAAGCUCAGAACGCUGUCCUUCAUCUCAGUCGCCGCCGUGGAUGCGCUGGCCAAGCUCAGCGACGCUCUGUACAAGGUAGCCACAUCAAACAUGGACAAAGUCGGCACAGCCAUCUCCAAUUUACUGCUGAAGCUCGCGGACAUCCUCGUCGACCUGUUCGGGGCUGCCAACAAGUCUCUGUCGCAGGCCUUGAAGGCUUUCGUGCAGCGCGUGGCAUCUCUCGUGCAGAACCUUCUGGACGGCCUUCUCAAUUUCAUCAUGAACUUGGGAGGCCUGUUCAUCUUCGGCGGUGCAGACGUAUUUCUGGCGCCGAUCAUGCUCCCCAUCGGCGCCAUCGUCGACGCCACGAACGACGCCGUCACAACGGAUCUGGCCACAGCGUUGGCGGCGUUCGGCUUGAGCGUGACGUCCCUGACCACCGCCCUCAACAAACUCAAGAAGGCCAUCACCUCCGUCGAGACUAAGAAUCUCGGGGCCAUCUUCGUCGACAUCUUCUCGGCUUCGGCGGCUGCCUUCCUCGUUAUCAACUUUGUCGGCUCGAUCGUGAUCGAGACCCAAUCUAGCACCGUCAUCGACUUGACGAGUCUCAACAGCCUCAUCUCCGGCAAGAAGGGCAACCAGUUCGACAUGUCUUUCGGUACCGAUGCUGGCUUCCAGUUCGGUAGCAAUACCGACUUUGAUUUUUCGACCGACGCUGCUUUCGGACUCCAAACCAAGCAGUCACGGGCCGUCAUUACAUGGGUCCCCAGACCUGGCCAAAUGGUCCAUAAUCAGAAAUAGUUAUUUUAGGUACAUUAUUAGUUACCGUUCUAGUACUCUUGGCACUAGUCAGGGAUUGGCUUUUGGGUCUUUUCCCUUCUUUGUGGUUUUCGCGUGUAUUGUGUCUGCAGUUACAAUAAUGGUGGCAAGCCACCAUUAUUGAUUAUGAUGAAGACGAAAUGUCUCUCUCAAAAGGGAGUUUCGUAGGGACUCAAACCUUAUGGACUUUCUGCGCGUUCCUUCCUGCAUUGUUAGACUGUCUAGAGUUGUCUUGAGUUUAGACCUUAAUAAAGUCAAUAGUUCAGUUGAUCAUGUGACUAUGUCAAAAGCCGAAGCAGGGGUUAGUUGUUGCAGCUUGGUGUGAGGCAAAAAGCACCAGUUCUGCAUACGGCUCCACUUUCUCUUCUGUAUUCGAAGCAUCCUUGAAAUAAACAACUCUUCAUUCGAAA